This is a messenger RNA of Suncus etruscus (white-toothed pygmy shrew), 2302 nucleotides long. RefSeq names its product RB binding protein 4, chromatin remodeling factor (gene RBBP4). Gene Ontology annotation, biological process: regulation of gene expression. The record is from RefSeq and is a predicted model, not a curated record. The coding region runs from base 125 to 1402 and encodes 425 amino acids. Lineage: Eukaryota; Metazoa; Chordata; Mammalia; Eulipotyphla; Soricidae. Gene Ontology annotation, cellular component: ESC/E(Z) complex; nucleus; NuRD complex. The transcript is spliced from 12 exons. Gene Ontology annotation, molecular function: histone binding.
GCCGUCGGAAACAAUAGAGGCCGUGCGCGCCGCUGGAGCGAGAGCUCGCCGAGGCCUCCCCGCCCCUCCCGCCCCGCAACGCUCGACCGGGGGGAUCCCCACGGCUUUCGAGAGCCUGCCCGCCAUGGCCGACAAGGAAGCAGCCUUUGAUGACGCCGUCGAGGAACGGGUGAUCAAUGAGGAGUACAAGAUCUGGAAGAAGAACACCCCUUUUCUCUACGACUUGGUGAUGACCCAUGCCCUGGAAUGGCCCAGUCUCACGGCGCAGUGGCUUCCAGAUGUGACCAGACCAGAAGGGAAAGAUUUCAGCAUUCAUCGACUUGUCCUGGGGACACACACAUCUGAUGAACAAAACCACCUUGUGAUAGCCAGUGUGCAGCUUCCUAAUGAUGAUGCCCAGUUUGAUGCUUCACACUAUGACAGUGAGAAAGGAGAAUUUGGAGGUUUUGGCUCAGUUAGUGGAAAAAUUGAAAUAGAAAUCAAGAUCAACCAUGAAGGAGAAGUGAACAGGGCACGUUACAUGCCUCAGAACCCUUGCAUCAUUGCAACAAAAACUCCAUCCAGUGAUGUUCUUGUUUUUGACUAUACAAAGCAUCCUUCGAAACCAGACCCAUCUGGUGAGUGCAACCCAGACUUGCGUCUCCGGGGACAUCAGAAGGAAGGAUAUGGGCUUUCUUGGAACCCAAAUCUCAGUGGGCACUUACUUAGUGCCUCAGAUGAUCAUACCAUCUGCCUGUGGGACAUCAGUGCUGUUCCAAAGGAAGGAAAAGUUGUGGAUGCAAAGACCAUCUUUACAGGCCACACAGCAGUAGUAGAGGAUGUUUCCUGGCAUCUGCUUCAUGAGUCUCUGUUUGGUUCAGUUGCUGAUGAUCAAAAACUUAUGAUUUGGGAUACCCGUUCAAACAAUACUUCCAAGCCAAGCCACUCAGUUGAUGCCCACACUGCUGAAGUGAAUUGCCUUUCUUUCAACCCUUAUAGUGAGUUCAUUCUUGCCACAGGAUCAGCUGACAAGACUGUUGCCUUGUGGGAUCUGAGAAAUCUGAAACUUAAGUUGCAUUCCUUUGAAUCACAUAAGGAUGAAAUAUUCCAGGUUCAGUGGUCACCUCACAAUGAGACUAUUUUGGCUUCUAGUGGUACUGAUCGAAGACUGAAUGUCUGGGAUUUGAGUAAAAUUGGAGAGGAACAAUCCCCAGAAGAUGCAGAGGAUGGGCCACCAGAGUUACUGUUUAUUCAUGGUGGUCACACUGCCAAGAUAUCUGAUUUCUCCUGGAAUCCCAAUGAACCUUGGGUGAUUUGUUCUGUAUCAGAAGAUAAUAUCAUGCAAGUGUGGCAGAUGGCAGAGAACAUUUAUAAUGAUGAAGACCCUGAAGGAAGUGUUGAUCCAGAAGGACAAGGGUCUUAGAUAUGUCUGCACUUGUGAUUAGACUCCCCUUUUUUCCUCUCAACCCAAGAUUGAUUUAACACUGGUUUUGAGACACAGACUUUGUUCGGCUAUCUCUCUUUUUAGGUACCGUCAACAAUGCUAUUAGCUCAAACAGAGGGUAUUUUCUAAAUAUUAACGGGGGGGGGGAGUGGGGGAGACUUGAUUCAGUAAAACCACAGACAUAUUUAAAUUUUUUUCUGGUAUUUUCUAGUAACAUAGGUCUGAAGUAGCAGUGGAAAGGGAGGUGGGGUGUGUAUGUGUGUUAUGUCUGGUCAUUUUUCUUUUUGAUACUUCAUCCCCAAGUUCUUCAGUGAAGGCUGGAGUAAGGAAAAAAGCCAAGUGAGAAAGGUCUGAGCCAUGAAAUAGAAAGUACUGCAAGAAGUCCUUUUUUAUUCAGGAGAUAGGGGAGAUUAAAGACAAAUAUCUAUUCUUAAAUCUUUACAGUGACUUUCAGAUACACAUUGUCCUAUAUAGACCAAUUCUCAGUUUCUUCAGUUAACUUACAUGUUCUUCUUUGAGUAUAUUUUUGCUUCUUAGUGUAUUUCUUGAGCUGUUUCAUAUUAUUUUUCCCUUUCUGUGAAAUGUUUUUUUUUUUUUUAAACUUGGGACCACCAAGUUGUAAAGAUGUAUGUUUUUACCUGACAGUUUUACCACAGGAAGACUGUCUCGAUAAGUCAAGAAGAGUGAAUUAGUGCUUUGUGUUUGUUUUUGAAAUUAAAUUAAUCUGGAUAAAGUUGCUUUUUUCUUAGUAGUUAGUCCUUGACCACUAGUUUGAUAUACCAUCUUUAUACUGAGUGACCAGUUUCACCAGCAGGCCUAUUAAACUUCGUGACUAAAUGUGUAAGUACUUAUAAUGGAAUAAAUUGCUUUUCUACAUAA